Funneliformis caledonium is the source of this 561-nucleotide messenger RNA. NCBI's taxonomy places the organism in Eukaryota, Fungi, Glomeromycota, Glomeromycetes, Glomerales, Glomeraceae. The record is from the annotation of a GenBank genome assembly.
AUGGCCAAAAAAGAAAUUUUUGAUACUGAUAAGUUUUUUCUUAUUACUGACGAUAAUACAAAUCUUACAGAAAUAAAUUCAAUAAAUAAUAAUCACAAUGUUACAUUAAUAAAUGAUAAUAUACCUGAUAACACAAAUGAAACUGCAUUAACCCCAUCCCAAUCACGUAUGGCAAAACGACGAAAAAUUGAAUAUCUUGCUAUUAUGCUUCACUGGGUUAAUGAAAACUGGAGCUCAUCAAAAAUUUUAUUAGAUAUGGUAUCACUUCAUAAUGGAAGUUAUAUUGCUGAUAAAAUAUUUGAAACAAUUACCUAUUAUGGUUCAAAAAUUCUUACUAUAAUAACAGACAACGCAAGAAGUAAGGUUAUAUUUGGAAAUACAUUAAAUGGAAUACUCCAAUCUAAUUAUGGCAAUUAUGAUUUUGAACAUGUUCGCUGUGCAGCAUAUGUGCUGAAUCUUGCCAUUAGUGAUAGUAUGCAAGUUGUUGUUAAUUCAAUUACAAAGUUACGCAAUUCUAAUAAUUAUUAUUCACUGAUCACAACUCAUUUUCGAAGAGCUUAA